Messenger RNA from Cordyceps fumosorosea ARSEF 2679, 1275 nucleotides. RefSeq lists its product as hypothetical. NCBI's taxonomy places the organism in Eukaryota, Fungi, Ascomycota, Sordariomycetes, Hypocreales, Cordycipitaceae. The transcript is spliced from 2 exons. The record is from RefSeq and is a predicted model, not a curated record. Bases 1 to 1275 code for a protein of 424 amino acids.
AUGUCUGCGAAUUCUGUUACCUCCGAUAGCGAAGACAGCGACGGCUUCAUUAUCACAAACAACCCAACCCGAGACUGCUCCGAUUGCCCCCCACUCAGCGUGGAGGAGCUUGCCAAAGUGCGGGAAUGGCUUGAGCCAACAGCCUAUGACAUCUCGGGCGGUGAAUACCGAAAGCACACCUCAUCAUACCUUUCGGGAACUGGAAGUUGGCUCACUGCCUCAUCCGAGUACCAGCAGUGGCUGACGGGCCAGGACCAUGGCCUCCUCUGGAUCAAGGGGAUACCAGGGUCAGGCAAGUCAGUCAUGGCCGCCAAGAUCAUUGCCGAUUUGACGACGUCUGAGCCGAAAUCCCCGGUUCUAUACUUUUUCUUCCGUCAAAUCAUCGAUGCCAACCAUGAGCCUGCGGCUUUGCUUCGCGACUGGAUGGAUCAGCUCCUGCAGCACAGUCCAGUUUUGCAGCGGCAGCUAUACUCCCAUGUCAAAGGCGGCGAGUCCUGGAAGAGCGUUUCGCAGGAUGACAUGUGGAAAUAUCUGAAAACGGCCUUUGCAUCGCUCUCCGAGAUGGUAUUUUGCGUCACUGACGCUCUCGACGAAAUGGACCAAGGAAAUGAUACAUUUCUGCAAGCACUGGCGAAUCUCGGACACUGGCGACCCGACAAGGUCAAAGUUCUCAUUACCAGUCGACCCGUUUCAAGCGUCGAGACACCCUUGCAUCUGGUUCCCUGUCUUAAAAUUCGUCUCCGAGAGGACGAGGUCGACAACGACAUCUCUCGCUUCGUGAUGCAUUCAUUAAAGACCUCACAAAUAGACAAAAGACAUUGGCCUACAAUUAUCGACGCAGUUCCGGGAAGGGCCAACGGGCUCUUUCUAUACGCUCGACUUGCAAUGGAUGCCUUUCUUGAGCCCGGCGCCGAUGUUGAGACAGCGCUGGCGCACCUUCCCAUCGACCUCAACGUUCUGUACACGAAUCUCCUCAGGGAGCACAUUUCUCGUUCAGGAGUCGAUGAAGCGGUACAAAAAUUGAUUCUUCAGGCGGUGACACAUGCCACGCGACCACUACGUCUCCUUGAAAUAGCCGAAAUGCUUAGCGUGGUCGAUACAGAGCGCGAUUUGAAGGCACGUAAGGAGCUCGUCAAGGCAGCUUGCGGCCCUCUCUUAGAGAUACUCGCGGACGAAACACGUAUGGUGCUGCGCACGAGCAACUCGCAUACGCCUGUCUCCGUUAUCUUUGCAGCGGAGUUCUGGACAGUUUCCCUGCUCAUGUUGAAGACCUAG